Molecule: messenger RNA, 1831 nt
Organism: Cicer arietinum (chickpea)
Lineage: Eukaryota; Viridiplantae; Streptophyta; Magnoliopsida; Fabales; Fabaceae
Molecular function (GO): protein binding
Source: RefSeq, a predicted model, not a curated record
GAUAGCGUGGUAAUAUUCCACGUGUGCAAGACGACGAAACGCUGCUCUUUGUCUUCCCAUCCUCUUCGUAUAAAACCCCGCCAUUUCCAUUUUCACCCAAAAACCUUUCGUCAAAUCUCCGAUCAGAAACAAAACAAAAAACAAAUGGAUGAAGUGUUACCCAUUGUUGCUCUUUCUCUUCUUCUCGGUGCCAUCAUUGCCUUCAUCUUCUUCAACACCUAUUUCCGACAACGCAAAUCUGAAGUCCGAUCCAUCACAAAUCCAAAUCCAAAUCCAAACCCAAACCCAAUCUCCUCCUCUUCAAAACCCCUUCCUAACAAGAAAUCUCACCCUAAACACCAUUCCUCUGAUAAGGAUCAAAGCAAGAGGCAUCAUCCGUUGGAUUUGAAUACCUUGAAAGGCCACGGUGAUGCAGUAACAGGGAUAUGCUUCUCUCCUGAUGGACGAAAUUUGGCAACAGCUUGUGGUGAUGGAGUGGUGAGAGUAUUUAAGUUGGACGAUGCUUCAAGUAAAAGUUUCAAGUUCCUGAGAAUUAAUUUGCCUGCUGGAGGUCAUCCAACUGCAGUUGCAUUUUCUAACGAUGCAUCCUCCAUCGUUGUGUCAUCGCACACACUCUCUGGUUGUUCAUUAUACAUGUACGGUGAAGAGAAACCUAAAGCUUCUGAAAAUAUGCCACAAACAAAGCUUCCUCUCCCGGAGAUUAAGUGGGAAAAUCACAAAGUUCAUGAUAAAAAAGCAAUAAUUACUCUGUUUGGAACCUCCGCUACUUAUGGCACUGCUGAUGGGAGUGCAUUAUUUGCCUCAUGUUCAGAAGGGACUGACAUCAUUCUUUGGCAUGGAAAAAAUGGGAAGAGUUUGGGGCAUGUGGAUACAAAUCAACUUAAAAAUAACAUGGCUGCUAUAUCACCCAAUGGGCGCUUCAUUGCAGCUGCAGCGUUUACUGCAGACGUUAAGGUCUGGGAGAUUGUAUAUGCAAAGGAUGGAUCUGUCAAGGAAGUUUCAAAUGUUAUGCAGCUUAAGGGGCAUAAGAGUGCAGUGACUUGGUUAUGCUUUACUCCAAACUCGGAGCAAAUAAUCACAGCCUCCAAGGAUGGUUCAUUGAGAAUAUGGAAUAUCAAUGUUCGCUAUCAUCUUGAUGAGGAUCCAAAGACACUGAAGGUGAUCCCAAUUCCUCUUCGUGAUUCUGCCGGUACUACUUUGCACUAUGAUCGCCUCAGUAUUUCACCUGAUGGAAAAUAUUUGGCUGCAACCCAUGGUUCCACAUUGCAGUGGUUAUGUGUUGAGACUGGAAAGGUUUUAGAUACAGCUGAAAAAGCCCAUGAUGGUGACAUCACAGGCAUUUCAUGGGGGCCUAAAACUCUUCCAAUGGGAAAUGAACAAGUCUUGAUUUUAGCCACAGCCAGUGUUGACAAGAAAGUGAAGUUAUGGGCAGCUCCAUCCUGAACUAGUAUACUAGUGCACCAUAUGCUUAGUGCUGACAACUAAUAGAUGUUAAAAGAGUGUUGCUUCAAAAGUUAUCAGCUUUGGUCUCUUCUUCUCUUUGAUUCAGUCAUUUCACAAGUUAUCAUGGAAAAAUCAAUGAGAAACUAGGAUGAGCUGAAAACAGGAUUAGUCCUUAUGGUUCUGCUUUGUCUUCGAUCUUAUCGAAUUUUGGUGGCUAUUAAUUUGUACAGACACAGAUGGUGUUGUUGGUUUUGAUUGUGCUAAAUUGCUAGUUAGCCAGCAAAGGACGAGGUAACGCAAGAUAGUGUAUUAGUAACUUUGAAAGAGGAAAUAUUGGACAUGUUUCUAGUUCUUAUACAUACUGUCAUUUAAAGAUCUUUUUCAUAUC